AUGGAAGUCGUGCUGGGUCCCGGUGACCAAGCUCGAGAAGCCGGAGCGGAGGGGGCAGCCUCCGUCGCCUCGCUAAGGGGGCGGCGGAGGUCCCCCCAACAACACACGAGAACACGACCAUUCGGGGGAACGGGCGGCGAUAGCGCCAUAAUAAUGCAGGAGCUACGCCACAGGGUCCAGAACCUAGAACGACAGCUGGCUGACCGGGAGCGGGAUGGACGGUCUACCGAUCCCAGCUAUACCCCAUCUCCCGGGAGCGAGGAGGAAGACUCCCACCGGAGCCGCCCGCGGCGUACAUCCGCAUCCCGGACGGAAGCGGAGAGCACGCGGGAGGAGUCACCCAUACUGAGAAGACGAAAUGACACGAUCAUCUACUCCCGCGGCAGACCAACCCGCCGAACGGCAAGAAGUCGCGAUGACGGGGAAGGGAGAUCCGAGAGAACACGACAACCCGUGAUAAUAGGCGCCACCCCGUUCCAUCGAUCUAUCCUCGAGGUCCGGUUGCCGAAACACUUCGACAAACCAACAGACAUGAGGUACGACGGAACUCAAGACCCUCUAGAACACCUCACGGCCUUUGAGGCCAGGAUGAAUCUGGAGGGAGUGGGGGACGAAGUAAGAUGCCGCGCCUUUCCGGUAACCUUAGCAGGGCCAGCGAUCAGAUGGUUUAACGGCCUCCCACAAGGUUCCAUCCACAGUUUCUCGGACAUCAGCCGUGCAUUCCUGGCCCAAUUUACAAUGCGGAUAGCAAAGGCCAAGCACCCUAUCAACCUGCUAGGGGUAACCCAGAGACAGGGAGAGCCGACCAGAAGGUACUUAGAUCGGUUCAACGACGAAUGCUUGAAAAUCGACGGCUUAACCGACUCGGUGGCCAGUCUUUGCCUGACAAACGGCCUCCUCAACGAGAACUUCCGAAAACACCUUACCACGAAAUCGGUCUGGACAAUGCAUGAAAUCCAGACGGUGGCCAAGGAGUACAUAAACGACGAGGAAGUCACCCGAGUUGUGGCCGCCAACAAACGGCAGCCCAGCUACAAUCAAGCCCGACAACAGGGCAAUGGGGAAAGACCAAAGGGACAAACCAGAGAAGAGGCGCUGAGUAAGGCACCAAGGAUAUUCCCACGAGUCGGGAAAUUCACCAACUACACUCCGCUUAAUCUCCCCAUCGUGGAAGUCUACCAACAAAUAGCCGAGAAAGGAAUCCUGCCGAAGCCCCGACCACUCAAAGACCGCACCGGAGGGAACAAGAACCUUUAUUGUGAUUACCACAAGGGUUACGGUCACCUAACGCAGGAUUGUUUCGACCUGAAGGAUGCAUUGGAACAAGCGAUAAGGGAAGGUAAACUGGCGGCCUUCUCCCACCUGAUCAGGGAGCCAAGGAGGCGCUACCGCGACCAAGACGAGGAGGGCAAAACCCGUUCGGCAAAAAGGCGACAAGAGCCGGAAAGCGGAGAACACGGCCUCACGGUGAUAAACGUAGUGACGGCCAAAAACGCCGCACCAAGAUUCAAAUCCGCACAUAAGAAGGACACCAAGAUAUUGUCAAUCUCCUCCUCGACGACGCGAAGCUCCAAGAAACCUCCAUUCAUUUCUUUCGGUCCAGAGGACCAAUGGUUCGACGACGUCCCGGAAAACCCACCCAUGGUCAUAACGGCCAGAGUAGGGACCGGCCUCGUCAAGCGCAUCCUUGUCGACACAGGAGCAGAUUCUAACAUCAUGUUCCGCAACGUGUUCGAUGCGCUGGGAUUAAAAGAUGCCGAUCUGACGACUCACCAACACGGGGUGAUAGGAUUGGGCGACCACUUCAUCAAACCGGAUGGAAUGAUAUCCUUGCCAAUCUCAAUAGGGCAACCCCAGGACAGGAGGCGACGGUUGAGUUCGUGA
Arachis stenosperma is the source of this 1884-nucleotide messenger RNA. RefSeq lists its product as uncharacterized. Gene Ontology annotation, biological process: proteolysis. NCBI's taxonomy places the organism in Eukaryota, Viridiplantae, Streptophyta, Magnoliopsida, Fabales, Fabaceae. The record is from RefSeq and is a predicted model, not a curated record. Bases 1 to 1884 code for a protein of 627 amino acids. Gene Ontology annotation, molecular function: aspartic-type endopeptidase activity. The transcript has a single exon.